CUAGUUAGAGCCAAACAUGGAACCAGUUAAAAUUGAAAAAGUAGGAACUUUGGACGAAAAUAUUACAGAAGCAAAUGUGCUGAUUAAAAAAGAUUUAGAACAAAUAUUUAUUAAAGAAGAAAUUAUAGAAGAAAGUGAUGAAAUCGUCGGUGAACUAAUUACAGCUGAGGAUGAUACCCAUCAAUUAGAGGUUAGAAUUGCUUCAAAUUGUGAAAAAAAUAAAAAAUAUUCAUGUGAUUUUUGUGACGAAAAUUUUAAAUCUCCAAGUGAUUUAGCUGCUCACCAACGAAUUCAUACUGGAGAAGGGGAUUUCUCAUGUGCAGAUUGUGAUAAAACAUUUCCUUAUGCAAGCAGUUUAAAACGACAUCAAAGAAGUCACACGGGAGAAAAACCAUUUUCAUGUGAAAUUUGUGAUAAAAGAUUUACUCAACGACAUAAUUUAGCUCAACAUAAACGUUUAGUUCAUGUUGAAGAUAAACCAUUUUCGUGUAAAAUUUGUGGAAAAAAAUUUACUCAAUAUAAAAAUUUAAUUGGUCAUACACGGACUCAUACCGGUGAAAAACCAUUUUCUUGUGAAAUUUGUGAUAAAACAUUUAGUUUAGCAAAUAGUUUAAAAAGACAUCAAGAAACUCAUACAGGAGAAUUUGUUUGUAAAAUUUGUGAUAAAAGAUUUCGACAACGAAGCUAUUUAGUCGCGCAUCAACGAAUUCAUACUGGAGAAAAACCAUUUUCUUGUGUAGAUUGUGAUAAAACAUUCACUUUUGCAAGUUGUUUAAGAAAACAUCAAAUAUUUCACACGGGAGAAUUUUCCUGUGAAAUUUGUGAGAAAAGAUUUCAACAACGAAGUUAUUUAGUUGCGCAUCAACGAAUUCAUACUGGAGAAAAACCAUUUUCAUGUGAAAUUUGUGAUAAAAGUUUUACUCAACAACAUAAUUUAGUUCAACACAAACGGUUAGUUCAUACUGAAGAUAAACCAUUUUCGUGUAAAAUUUGUGAUAGAAAAUUUACUCGCUAUAGAUAUUUAACUUUUCAUAUGCGGACUCAUACUGGUGAAAAACCAUUCUCAUGUGAAAUUUGUGGUCGAAAAUUUACUCAGAGUACAACGUUUGUUUUAGCUGGACAUCAACGAAUCCAUACUGGAGAAAGACCUUUCUCAUGUGUUGAUUGUGAUAAAACAUUUAUUUUUGCAAGCAGUUUAAAAAGGCAUCAAAGAAGUCACACGGGAGAAAAACCAUUUUCAUGUGAAAUUUGUGAUAAAGCAUUCAGUCUUAAUGCACUUUUAGUUCGACACAAACGAAUUCACACGGGAGAUAAACCAUUCUCCUGUGAAAUUUGUGAUAAAAGAUUACAAGAUCGUAGAGAUUUAAUUGUGCAUCAACGAAUUCAUACCGGAGAAAAACCGUUUUCAUGUGAAAUUUGUGAUAAAAAAUUUAUGUUAGGAAGCAGUUUAAAACGGCAUCAAAUAUUUCACACGGGUGAUAAACCAUUUUCAUGUGAAAUUUGUGAUAAAAGUUUUACUCAACAAAAUUAUUUAAUUGUGCAUCAACGAAUCCAUACCGGUGAAAAACCAUUUUCGUGUAACAUUUGUGAUAAAAAAUUCGCCCAGUAUAACAAUUUAAUUGGUCAUGAACGGACUCACACCGGUGAAAAACCAUUUUUUUGUGAAAUUUGUGAUCGAAAAUUUACACAACGUAGUGCGUUAAACAGACAUAAAGUAACUCAUACUGGAGAAAAAUCAUUUCCAUGUGAAUUUUGUGGUAAAAAAUUUACCCAUAAAAGUAGUUUAAUUAAGCAUAAAAGAACUCACGACCAGGACGAUCAUAUUGGGGAAGUAUUUGAAGAAGAAAAUGUACAAAUUAAAGAAGACGUCAAUUAGGAGCAAAUAUUGAUUUAAAAGGAAAAAUUAGAA
Molecule: messenger RNA, 1909 nt
Organism: Chrysoperla carnea
Lineage: Eukaryota; Metazoa; Arthropoda; Insecta; Neuroptera; Chrysopidae
Product: zinc finger protein 271-like
Exons: 3
Coding region: 17-1876 (619 amino acids)
Source: RefSeq, a predicted model, not a curated record